UCCUUUACUUCUUUGUCUUUGCUUUUGCUUUUGACAAUGGCUACCCAAACUCAAGAAAAGAAAACUAAAGGAAGACAAAGGAUAGAAAUGAAAAAAAUUGAAAAUGAAGAUGAUAAGCUUAUCACUUUCUCAAAGCGUAGGUCAGGGAUCUAUAAGAAAGCUAGUGAACUCGUCAUUUUAACUGGCACAGAAUUAGCUUUCGUAGUGUUCUCACCAGCUGGUAAGCCAUUUUCUUUUGCUCAUCCUUCUGUUGACGCAAUUAUUAAUAGGUUUUCUGGCGAGCAACCACAACCAAACAUACAAAGCAGUACUCAUCCCCUUAUCGAAGCUCAUCGCCGAGUAAGGAUUGAGGAAAUAAAUCGAGAGAGCAAUGAACUUCUCCAUCAUCUGGAUUCAGUGAAGGAGAAAGGUAAACAAUUAAAGCAAAAAAUGACAGGAAAUGAGAUAAAAGGGUGGUGGGAUACUCCCAUUGAGGAAAUGAGUGUCCAGCAAAUGUUAGAAGCCGAAGCUGCUUGUGGGGAGAUUCGAGCCAAAUUGAUCAACAAGCUCAAGGCCAAGACUUAUGAUGGAGCUUGUGCAGCUCAUCAUCAAGCUCAAAUAAUGAAUCCUUUUUUCUUCCCCUAGAUCAUGGGAAUUCAAUAUAUCUGUUGCAUAUGGAAUUCUAUAAAUUUUGUUACAGAAUUUCUCUCUUUUUAAGUUUUUCAAUAUGGGUUUGCUAAUUGAUAGUAUGUUUUAGA
This is a messenger RNA of Manihot esculenta (cassava), 737 nucleotides long. RefSeq names its product agamous-like MADS-box protein AGL62. Lineage: Eukaryota; Viridiplantae; Streptophyta; Magnoliopsida; Malpighiales; Euphorbiaceae. The transcript has a single exon. Bases 37 to 624 code for a protein of 195 amino acids. Gene Ontology annotation, molecular function: DNA-binding transcription factor activity, RNA polymerase II-specific; protein dimerization activity; RNA polymerase II cis-regulatory region sequence-specific DNA binding. The record is from RefSeq and is a predicted model, not a curated record. Gene Ontology annotation, biological process: regulation of transcription by RNA polymerase II.